GGCGCUCGGUUCCCCCGCACCCGCGCUCGGUUCUGGGCUCCCGCGCUCGGUUCCUGGCGGCUCGGCGCUAUGGAAGACCAGAGCCCAGUGGAGGAGAAGGGACUGCGCUGCCAGAACCCAGCCUGCAUGGACAAGGGCCGGGCUGCCAAGGUGUGCCAUCAUGCCGACUGCCAGCAGCUGCACCACCGGGGGCCCCUCAACCUGUGUGAGGCUUGUGACAGCAAGUUCCACAACACCAUGCACUAUGAUGGGCACGUUCGCUUUGACCUGCCCCCACAAGGCUCCGUCCUGGCCCGGAAUGUUUCCACCCGCUCCUGCCCCCCACGCACCAGCCCUGCUGCAGACCUGGAGGAAGACGAGGAAAGCUGUUUGGAUGGAAAAGGGGACCGGAAGAGCACAGGCCUAAAAAUCUCCAAGAAGAAAGCAAGAAGGAGACACACGGAUGACCCAAGCAAGGAGUGCUUCACCUUGAAGUUUGACCUGAAUGUGGACAUUGAGACAGAAAUUGUGCCGGCCAUGAAGAAGAAGUCACUCGGGGAGGUGCUGCUGCCUGUGUUCGAAAGGAAGGGCAUUGCACUGGGCAAAGUGGACAUCUACCUAGAUCAAUCCAACACACCCCUGUCCCUCACCUUCGAGGCCUACAGGUUUGGAGGACACUACCUGCGGGUCAAAGCCAAGCCCGGGGACGAGGGCAAAGUGGAGCAGGGAGUGAAGGAUUCCAAGUCCCUGAGUCUGCCUGUCCUGAGGCCCCCCCUGUCGGAGCGCGUCGACCCUCAGAACCGCCGAGAGAACAGUCUGGACAUCUUGGCCCCCGGCCGCCGUCGCAAGAACAUGUCUGAGUUCCUGGGGGAGGCGAGCAUCCCUGGGCAGGAGCCCCUCACGCCUUCCAGCUGUUCUCUGCCUGUUGGCAGCAGCGGGGGCACCAGCAGCGGGGGUAGCGAGAGCUGGAAGAACAGGGCAGCCAGUCGCUUCAGCGGUUUCUUCAGCUCCAGCCCCAGCACCGGUGCCUUCAGUCGAGAAGUGGACAGGAUGGACCAGCUGGAGAGCAAGCUCCACGCCUACAGCCUCUUCGGGCUACCCCGUAUGCCCCGGAGGCUGCGCUUUGACCAGGAUUCCUGGGAGGAGGAAGGAGAGGAUGAUGAGGAGGAUGAAGACAGCAUGAGCCUGAGGCUGGAGGACAGCUGGAGGGAGCUCAUUGACGGGCAUGAGAAGCUGACCCGGCGGCAGUGCCACCAACAGGAGGCAGUGUGGGAACUCCUGCACACAGAGGUCUCCUACAUCCGGAAACUGCGCGUCAUCACCAACCUGUUCCUGUGCUGCCUUCUUAACCUGCAAGAGUCGGGGCUCCUGUGUGAGGUGGAGGCUGAGCGCUUGUUCAGCAACAUCCCUGAGAUCGCGCGGCUGCACCGAGGGCUGUGGGGCAGCGUGAUGGUGCCGGUGCUGCAGAAGGCGCGGCGGACGCGGGCGCUGCUGCAGCCGGGGGACUUUCUCAAAGGCUUCAAGAUGUUCGGCUCACUCUUCAAGCCAUACAUCCGAUACUGUAUGGAGGAGGAGGGCUGCAUGGAGUACAUGCGCGGCCUGCUGCGUGACAACGACCUGUUCCGCGCGUAUGUCACGUGGGCGGAGAAACACCAGCAGUGCCAGCGGCUGAAGCUGAGCGACAUGCUAGCCAAGCCCCACCAGCGGCUCACCAAAUACCCACUGCUGCUCAAGUCCGUCCUGAGGAAGACAGACGAGCCCCGCGCCAAGGAAGCCGUCAUCACCAUGAUCGGCUCUGUGGAACACUUCAUACACCAUGUGAACACGUGCAUGCGGCAGCGCCAGGAGCGCCAGCGGCUGGCAGGGGUGGUGAGCCGCAUCGAUGCCUACGAGGUGGUGGAGGGCAGCAACGACGAGGUGGAUAAGCUCUUGAAGGAGUUUCUACACCUGGACCUGACAGCACCCAUGCUUGGCGCCUCCCCUGAAGAGACUCGACAGCUGCUGCUGGAAGGGAGCUUGAGGAUGAAAGAGGGGAAGGACAGCAAGAUGGACGUGUACUGCUUCCUGUUCACUGAUCUGUUCGUGGUGACCAAGGCUGUGAAGAAAGCAGAGAGGACGAAGGUCAUCCGGCCACCACUGCUGGUGGACAAGAUCGUGUGCCGGGAGCUUCGGGACCCUGGUUCCUUCCUCCUCAUCUACCUGAACGAAUUCCACAGUGCCGUGGGGGCCUACACGUUUCAGGCCAGCAGCCAGGCCUUGUGCCGGAGCUGGAUGGACAGUAUAUACAACGCACAGAACCAACUGCAGCAGCUGCGUGCACAGCUGUGUGCACAGGAGCAGCCAGGCAGCCAGCACCUGCAGAGCCUGGAAGAGGAGGAGGCCGAGCAGGAGGAGGAGGAGGGUGAGGAGAGCAGCACCUCAGCUGCCAGCUCCCCCACCAUCCUUCGAAAGAGCAGCAACAGCCUCGCCUCGCAGCAGCGCAGUGUCUCUGAUGGCUCCACUGAGACCCUGGCCAUGGUCGUGGUAGAGCCCGGGGAGACCCUGUCGUCCCCAGAGUUUGACCCUGGUCCCUUCGGCUCCCAGUCGGAUGAGACCUCCCUUAGCAACACUGCUUCAUCCAUCACGCCCACCAGCGAGCUGCUGCCCCUCGGCCCUGUGGACGGCCGCUCCUGCUCUAUGGAUUCUGCCUAUGGCACCCUGUCCCCUACUUCUCUUCAAGACUUUGUGGCUCCGCCCGCUGUGGUCGAGCCGGUGCCCCUGCCUCAGCCCCUAGAGUUGUCACAGACCCCUUCGCCCCCGCCCUCGCCCCGCCUCCGCCGCCGCACUCCUGUCCAGCUGCUCCCUCGGCUGCCCCGCCUGCUCAAGUCCAAAUCUGAGGCUAGCCUCCUACAGUUGCUGUCAGGAAGUGCCACCCGAAUAGUGCCCCCAGCUCCCAGCCGCAGCCUGUCUGAACUGUGCCUGAUCACUGUGGCCCCUGGAGCUAGGACUCGGAGCUCCCUUCAGGAAGGCGGGCCUGCCUGGAAUUGCCCAGGGGCCUGCGGCCAUGGCCCUGACUUGUCAGGACCUGCGAACAGAGCCAGCCGCUUGACCUGGGGGCCUGCGGAUUCUGCCAGCAGGGGAUGCAGAGAAAUGCCUUCUGGAGCUGCUCCCAGGGUACAGCCUGAGCCUGCCCCUCCCCCAGGGAUCUCUGCUCAACACAGGAAGCUGACCCUGGCCCAGCUCUAUCGGAUCAGGACCACCCUGCUGCUCAACUCCACGCUCACUGCCUCGUGA
This is a messenger RNA of Acomys russatus (golden spiny mouse), 3252 nucleotides long. It is a transcript of the gene Plekhg5, whose product is annotated as pleckstrin homology and RhoGEF domain containing G5. The transcript is spliced from 21 exons. Gene Ontology annotation, molecular function: guanyl-nucleotide exchange factor activity. Bases 70 to 3252 code for a protein of 1060 amino acids. NCBI's taxonomy places the organism in Eukaryota, Metazoa, Chordata, Mammalia, Rodentia, Muridae. Gene Ontology annotation, biological process: endothelial cell migration; Rho protein signal transduction. The record is from RefSeq and is a predicted model, not a curated record. Gene Ontology annotation, cellular component: axon; endocytic vesicle; plasma membrane.